AUGAGCAGUCCAAAGCGGAGAAUCGAGACAGACGUCAUGAAGUUAAUGAGUGACUACGAGGUGACUUUGGUCAAUGACAAUAUGCAAGAGUUUUACGUGCGCUUUAAGGGCCCCGAGGAGACCCCGUUUCAAGGAGGACAUUGGAAGAUCCACGUCGAACUACCAGAUCAAUACCCGUACAAGAGCCCGAGCAUCGGGUUUGUCAACAGGAUAUUCCACCCUAACAUCGAUGAGCUCUCGGGUUCUGUCUGCUUGGAUGUCAUUAACCAGACCUGGUCACCGAUGUACGACAUGAUCAACAUCUUCGAGGUCUUCCUUCCGCAACUCCUGCGAUACCCGAACCCUUCGGAUCCGUUAAACGGAGAGGCCGCGGCUAUGCUGAUGAGGGAGCCCAAAAGCUACGAGGCAAAGGUGAAGGAAUACGUGGCCAAGUAUGCCAGCAAAGAAGCCGUUGACGAUGCCGGGGAAGACACCGAGUCCGAAGAUGAACUCAGUUCUGCUGGUAGCUACGAAUCCGGCGGGGAAGAACCCGCCGGAACCAUGGAUGACGUUUAA
Molecule: messenger RNA, 555 nt
Organism: Aspergillus steynii IBT 23096
Lineage: Eukaryota; Fungi; Ascomycota; Eurotiomycetes; Eurotiales; Aspergillaceae
Product: E2 ubiquitin-conjugating protein UBC8
Exons: 8
Coding region: 1-555 (184 amino acids)
Biological process (GO): ubiquitin-dependent protein catabolic process; protein polyubiquitination
Cellular component (GO): nucleus
Molecular function (GO): ubiquitin conjugating enzyme activity
Source: RefSeq, a predicted model, not a curated record